Molecule: messenger RNA, 411 nt
Organism: Pseudocercospora fijiensis CIRAD86
Lineage: Eukaryota; Fungi; Ascomycota; Dothideomycetes; Mycosphaerellales; Mycosphaerellaceae
Exons: 6
Coding region: 1-411 (136 amino acids)
Source: RefSeq, a predicted model, not a curated record
AUGUCGGGUGAGACGUGCUCAAGACAAGAGGGCGUACCAGCGAUCCAACCCGACGGAAAGUCUCGGAUCGCGAUUCUUGCUCUGGGAAUAGCGCGCCGACCGAGAAAAUGGAAGCCAAUGCGAUGGCCUGACCAUACGCCAACACUGAUUAUUAUUAUUAAACCGUACAUUCUUAUUGGGCUUGUGUUUGCAGCCACAGAUGAGAACGGCGCCUCGAGCGCGCUACUGCAGCUCCGAUCCGCCAUCUUGGCUUGCCCAAAGAGGAAAUACUACACCUGUCAGUGUCCAAGUUUGGGUUUUGGUGGUGGUCCGGCAUCUUGGCACAUGGAUCAUGCAUGCCAUGCCACAUGGAUCAUGCCACACCACGAUCCUGAUAAGUCGCAUCUCGGCCAUAUAAAGCAGACUGGCUAG